Seriola dumerili (greater amberjack) is the source of this 2080-nucleotide messenger RNA. RefSeq names its product myc-associated zinc finger protein-like (gene maza). Gene Ontology annotation, biological process: regulation of transcription by RNA polymerase II. The record is from RefSeq and is a predicted model, not a curated record. The coding region runs from base 628 to 2040 and encodes 470 amino acids. The transcript is spliced from 7 exons. Gene Ontology annotation, molecular function: RNA polymerase II cis-regulatory region sequence-specific DNA binding; DNA-binding transcription factor activity, RNA polymerase II-specific. NCBI's taxonomy places the organism in Eukaryota, Metazoa, Chordata, Actinopteri, Carangiformes, Carangidae.
GAGGGAGAGAGUUUGAAAAAAAGAGAAAGAUGUCAUCCUGUCGAUUGAAACACCGAGGCGGAGCCAUGGACCGCGGCCGACCAGGAGCUCUCUAGUUAGGGGACGAGCUGUACGCAACGCCGAGGCUUGGAACCCGACGCUGCGGCCUUUUCUCGGAGCUAUCGCAAAAUAAAUGACUCCCGAACAGCUGCUGACUAUGAUUAGCACGUUUCGACUACUCGUCCAUCUUCUGUUUAAAAAUAAUCUCUAUUUUGCAUGCAAUUCACCAGAUUUUAUUACAGUAGACAUAAGCAAAUUAUAUUAAAAAUGCACCAUUAAAGCAAGCAUGAUACCAACCAUUUUGUCGCAUUUACAAAAGCAUCUUGUCAGUGCCUGUUUAUCGCCAACAGAUAUUAAUUGAGAACUCAUAGCAGCCUAAUCACUAAUAAGUGUUAAGUUGAUUGAAGCUAAAUAUCGUCCGGUGUCAUCGUAUAUCUCCAUUAAUUAACCCGGGCAGGUAGAGAGGAGCUGCCAUACAGGCCUCGGGUUGUGUUUUCAGAGCAGUAGUUGGAGCAUUUCUUCCCGGGCUCCGUUGCCCUCCUCCCUCCCCUCUUUGCUCCCAGCCUGGUGAGCUUUUACUCCUUCACGAUGGACACCUCCUGGAGCAAUUUCCUUUUUCAGACGGCGCCGACUCAGAACCAACCGGAGACGCCUCUUCAGUCGGAGCUGCUGCCUGAGCUGACGGGCUCGGCUCAGAGUCCUCCUGCCGACCACAUCGUGACGCCGCCGUCCACCGUCGACACCGCCGCCCUGAGCGAGGAGCCGCUACCUGUCAAACCGCUCACCAAGCCGAGCCGGCCCGCCCACAUCUGUGCCACCUGCAACAAGGAGUUCAAGAACAGCUACAACCUGCGGCGCCACCAGUCGGUGCACACGGGCAUCAAGAUGAAGGACCGCGCCGCCCGCGAGAAGGAGGACGGAGCGAAGGGCGCACGGCUGGAGAAGCAGACCGUCCCUCUCUCCCUCCUCCACCUCACCCUGCCCCCACAGCCCCCUCCUCCUCCUCCUCCUCCCCCUCCCACCGUCACCGCACCGGAGACCCUCCCCCAACCGGGUCAGCACGCCAACCAGGAGAGCCAGCCGGUCUCUGUGUCCAUUGCCCCGGCAACCGUAACCAUGGCUGCACCGCCGCAACCCAUCCAAGCAGCUGUUGUUGUUGUUGGGUCCAUGGAGCAGAAUCCAAACCCCACCCCCACCCCCAACCCCAACACUAACCAGGUGAGGAAGAACCACGCCUGUGAGGCCUGCGGGAAGGCCUUCAGAGACGUGUACCACCUCAACCGCCACCGGCUGUCCCACUCGGACGAGAAGCCCUACUCCUGCCCCAUCUGCCAGCAGCGCUUCAAGAGGAAAGACAGGAUGAGCUAUCACGUGCGCUCGCACCAGGGCGGCGUGGAGAAACCGUACAUCUGUCCGCACUGCGCCAAGGCCUUCUCCAGACCGGACCACCUCAACAGUCACGUUCGACAGGUGCACUCUACAGAGAGACCGUUCAAGUGCACGGUAACGUCUUCAUCUGUCUGUUCAACCAAUAUGGACGUGCACGUCAGCGUUCGCCACACGCGACCGUCUCCGUGCUCAUCUGAUCCGUCACGAGGAGAAGGUGCCGUGUCACAUCUGCGGGAAGCUGCUGUCCGCUGCUUACAUCACCGACCACAUGAGGGUCCACAACCAAUCGCAGCACCACGCCUGUCACCUCUGCAACCGCAGCUUCACCACCCUCACCUAUCUGCGUGUCCACGCUCAGAAGCACCACGGCCAGGAGUGGAAGGAGAGCGGUGGUGCGCGGGGGGGUUUCGGUGGAACGGGGGCCGGCGGGGUGCUGCUCUGCCAGCUGUGUGGGGUGCAGUGCAAGACGGCCACGCAGCUCCAGGGUCACAUGGGCACCCACGCCAACCAGGGCGACCCCAGCCCCGACCCGACGAGCACGGCCCCCCUGGGCACCACCAGCGUGGCCGUCACUGUGUCCAGCGCGAGCACAGUGGGACUGCUGGUUACUGACUGCUCCAGUAUCGCCCCCCAGCCUCACAGCUAGCACUGC